AUGUCCGCGCAGCGUGUCGCCGAAGAGGUGGAUCACCCCCCAACUGACGCCGGCAUGGGGGUAGAUGUUUUGGAAUCGGGUGACACCACACCUCCUACAAAGAGGAAAAGCAAGUUCUCAAGCUUUGGCAAGAUCUUCAAACCCUGGAAGUGGAGGAAAAAGAAAAGCAGUGACAAAUUUAAGGAGACUUCAGAAGUUUUAGAACGAAAGAUUUCUAUGCGAAAGCCAAGAGAGGAGCUGGUUAAAAGAGGGGUUCUGUUGGAAGACCCUGAGCAGGAUGGCGAAGAACCAGAGAAGCUGAACCCACCGGCACUGAAGAAUGGCCACACAGUCCCAGUCGGUGGGCCUGGUGUUUGUAACCUGGCCAGCCAGGAAGACGAGGCCACAAAGCCGUCCAGCCUUAGGAAGCCGGUUCCAGCUGAGGAACCCAAGAAAAGGCAGGGCUCCUCCAGCAGCCACCCUGGGCACGAACUGGAACCACCUCAGGAGCCGUAUGUUCCCAGGCAGCCUCUGCUUCCUCCAAAAAGACCUCCCUCCACUUCCCAGGAGGCAAACGAAGCGCAGGUGAAGGAUCCAACGCCUGCCAGCAGCACUGCAAAAACUGUGCCCUCCACCACAGCCCCUGUUGCGGCAAAGACACUCAAUCCCACCACUGCCCCUUCCCCAGCCCCCAGGACUCUGCCCCCUGCUCUUGUCGGUGCCAACACUACUGCUCCUACGAGUACAACCAGCACAGCUCCUGCCAAACAGCCUCCCGUCCCUCCUCCCAAACCUGUCAACAGAAAUAGCAACUCAGUAAUAGCUGAACUUUCUCAAGCAAUGAACAGUGGUACAGGCUUGUCCAAGCCAUCCCCUCCUCUCCCACCGAAGAGAGGCGUCCUGCCUAACAACACAUCGGAGGCAGCGAUCGCUUCCAAGCCCCCGAACGACAGGACAGUGACUGCUAACCGCCCCACGCUGAUACCGACGCACAUGACCUCUGCUUACCCACCGCCCUCGCCUUCGCCGCCGCUGCCCACGCACGUACCCCCUGAACCUCCGCGCAUGCCCUUCCCUGCCUCCACCCCGGUCUUGGACCCUCCGCGCUCCCUGGACCUACCUAAAGAGACUCCUCCUCCUCCCGAAGACUUCAGGUCUUUGGAAGGGUUGAAGAGGACGACAGAGCAAGGGUUUGGCGACCCUCACAUGCUGCCUCGCCUGCCCCAAGUCCCGCUGCACAUCCGCAUCCAGCAGGCCCUGGCCAGUCCUCUGCCUGUCACCCCGCCUGCCGAGGGCUCGCACCGGGCUCACUCGCUGCUCUUCGAGAAUGAUGGCUUUGGAGAAGACAGUGGCACCCUGGGCAGGACGAGGUCCCUGCCUGUCACCAUCGAGAUGCUGAAAGUUCCAGACGAUGAGGAAGAGGAAGAAGAUGAGCAGGAAGAGGAGCAGAACGCGGGCCCUCGUGUGUAUAUUGGAGAUGUGCCAUCUGUCACUGUCAUCCCGAAACUGGUACCCCAGGUCCUGCCAGAGGAGCAGGAAGGAGAGGAAGGGAUGAGCGACUCUGACUCGGAGGGGCCCAUCCUCUACAAAGAUGACGAGGAUGAGGAAGAAGAUGAAAGCCAUAACAGCACGCUGGCUAACAAAGUGAAGAGGAAAGACACGCUAGCUAUAAAGCUGGGGAACACAAUCACGCUGCAGGAGGAGAAGAUUGUCUUCCCUCGGAAGAAAAAAAAAACGUCACCAGAUGGGGACAACUCUGAUCAG
Messenger RNA from Opisthocomus hoazin, 1743 nucleotides. The record is from RefSeq and is a predicted model, not a curated record. NCBI's taxonomy places the organism in Eukaryota, Metazoa, Chordata, Aves, Opisthocomiformes, Opisthocomidae.